Messenger RNA from Amphimedon queenslandica, 1650 nucleotides. RefSeq names its product cytoplasmic dynein 2 light intermediate chain 1-like. Lineage: Eukaryota; Metazoa; Porifera; Demospongiae; Haplosclerida; Niphatidae. Gene Ontology annotation, cellular component: cytoplasmic dynein complex; axoneme; ciliary basal body. Gene Ontology annotation, biological process: intraciliary retrograde transport; intraciliary transport involved in cilium assembly. Gene Ontology annotation, molecular function: dynein heavy chain binding. The coding region runs from base 286 to 1386 and encodes 366 amino acids. The record is from RefSeq and is a predicted model, not a curated record. The transcript is spliced from 15 exons.
UCACCAACUACCUUGCUCACAAAUAAAGUAUGUGAAUUUGUGUAGCUGUCAAGCCAGUGAUGUUGCUUUGGGCGGAUACCCAGUAAUUUGAAAAGGGCGGGUUUGGAGCAAACCACGUGGCCACAUAGUGUUACCAUCAGGCCGUUGCCAGGGAAACACCCUAUUUAGGCGGACCUUGUGUGUUGCUUUUGGCUGCUGUGUAAGCUGUAGUGGUGAGAUAACAAGAGAAGAGUUCGCUACAGAACGGACGACUGUGCGACCCUCCCACGUCCACACUCUCCAAUUAUGAGUAACAGGGAGCAAGAUUUUAAAGACAUAUGGUCAAUCAUAGAAGAAGAGAAAUUGAAGGCUAUCGAAGACAAGAGCGAUGAAACUAAAAGUCAGGAAACGAAUGUAUUUUUUAUCGGAUGCAAAAAUUCCGGAAAGACGACACUUAUUCUUAAAUUCUUGGAGAGAGAGGAAACCCCCAAGCCCACCACUGGAUUGGAGUACACAUAUGGACGCAGAACAAGAGGAAUGAAUCUGGCUAAAGACGUGGCUCACUUAUGGGAGUUAGGUGGGGGAACAUUUCUCUCUCAAUUACUGAAUAUACCACUCACAACUGAUACUAUCAGUAAUUCUUCGGUAUUAAUUAUCCUUGAUCUAUCGAAGCCUGAUGAGUUAUGGGAUGUAAUGGAGUCUCUUAUUAAUGAGUUGAGGUCAAGGAUCAAAUCUAUAGUCUCGGACCUUAGAUCAACUAACCCUGCUAUUGUUACUGACCUCAGACGAAAGGCAAAGGAAAAACACGGAGCAGGACAUCCCGAUGAGCCGGUUCUAACUCCACUGCCUAUUCCAGUGGCUUUCAUCGGGACCAAGUAUGACGUGUUUCAGGAUUUUGAUCCGGAGAAGAAGAAAAUAAUCAGUAGGACACUAAGAUUUGUUGCACACAAGUAUGGGGCCUCUCUUUAUUAUUUCAGUAAUAAAUCUGAGACUCUGGUGACAAGGUGCAGACAGGUCAUAACACACUUUGCAUUUAAUGGACCAUUAAAUCAGGCAGUAUCAAUGGAUUACAAUAAACCAUUAAUAGUUCCGGUUGGCUCUGAUUCCAUUGGACAGAUAGGUAUUCCAUCUCUUUCAAGUGGUGAUGAUCUUGCAAAGAUUGGAGCUGAAUCAAAGAGCCCCUUUGAUGUCUGGAAGCAAGCUUACUGUGGCUUUUUCCCUCAGGCUCCCAAAGAUCAUCAGAUUUUCGAUGAUCCUUGUAAGGACUUGCGCUACAAGGAGCCAAGCAUUGAUUCAAUGAGAUCCCAAAAGGAUGAGGAGCUUGAACGGUAUAAGAAAGAGUGUGAGAGAAAAGCUAGGCAGAGGGAACAAGCUAAAAUAAACUCCACCGGAAAGAGAUCAUCAUAAUUGAAAGCUUUGGGACUAUUGUCUCAACUUGCUUCUAUUGUACUACAUUUACAUCACUUACUUUUUAAAAUUAUUUUACUGCUCAACAAACUCUGAAAUAAGAACAUUAUAUUUUUUAAUGAUAAUAAAAAAUAAUGUUUAAAUUAAAAUUUAGAAAAUAAACUACACGUGUAAUGUACAACUUAUGAAUAAAUAAAAUAAUAAUAUAUAAUAAAUUUUGUGGUCUAAAAAUUUGUUGUAUCUUCUAUUGGUACAAAUACAGGA